Molecule: messenger RNA, 1041 nt
Organism: Aureococcus anophagefferens
Lineage: Eukaryota; Pelagophyceae; Pelagomonadales; Pelagomonadaceae
Exons: 1
Biological process (GO): protein phosphorylation
Molecular function (GO): protein kinase activity; ATP binding
Source: RefSeq, a predicted model, not a curated record
AUGGCCUUGGCGCCGGCGGCGUACUAUCGCGACGACCUCGAUCGCACCGGUCGCGCGGCGUUCCGCGUCGGCGACGUGACGUUCCAGGGCCUGCGCACCAUCGCCGAGUACAAAGGCGCGACGACGCCGGAGGAGGUCCAGGCGUGCCACGCGCGCGGCGCGGCGCGCCUGCGGGACCUCGCGGCGACCUACGGCGGCCUGCUGUGCAAGUUCGGCCAGCACGUCGGCUCCCUGCAGUACGUCGCGCCGGACGCGUACACGCGGACGCUGUCGGCGCUCCGCGACUCGCAGCCCUGCAGCGACGACGGCGCCGUGCGGGCGCUGCUCGACCGCGAGCUCGGGCCCGGCGCCUUCCGGGACCUGCGGCCACCGAUCGCGUCGGCGUCCAUCGCCGAGGUGCGCCCCGCGACGCUCGACGACGGGACGGCCGUCGCGGUCAAGGUCAUGCACCCGGCGCUCGAGGCGUCCAUCGCCUGCGACCUCUACGCGCUCGAGGUCUGCUUCGCGCUGUCGCGGCUCGCGGACCCCCGGAUCGCCGACGACUGGGCCUGGCUCCUGCCCGAGUUCCGCGACGGCGUCGAGCUCGAGCUCGAUUUCGUGAACGAGGGCGCGACGGCGGAGCGCGCGGGCGCGCUGCUCGCGCGGCGCCACGGUUCGCGCGUGCGCGUGCCCGCCGUGCACUGGAGCCACACGACGAAGCGCGUGCUGACCAUGGACUACGUCGAGGGCCACCGCGUCGACGACGUCGACGCGCACGCGCGACACGGCGUGGACAAGCGGCGCGUCGGCGACGCGCUCGUGAGCGCGCUGGCGGACCUCGCCUGCGAGCACGGCCUCGUGCACGCGGACCCCCACGGCGGGAACCAGCUCGUCGAGCCGCGGGGCCGCGGCGAUUUUACGCUCUGGAUCCUGGACCACGGCCUCUACCGGAAUCUCGCGCCGGCGACGCGGCGGAGCCUGUGCGGGCUCUGGGAGUCCCUGGCGACGCGCGACUUCCAGAGCGCGACGGCGCACGCCGUGGCGCUGAACUUCGCCGACGAC